This is a messenger RNA of Oryzias latipes (Japanese medaka), 1947 nucleotides long. RefSeq names its product coiled-coil domain containing 197 (gene ccdc197). NCBI's taxonomy places the organism in Eukaryota, Metazoa, Chordata, Actinopteri, Beloniformes, Adrianichthyidae. The record is from RefSeq and is a predicted model, not a curated record.
GGUCGCUCGGAAGUUGCCAUAGCAACCUCUAGACGAUCACGGCAAAUGGGUUAUCGUAGCGCUUGAGUUCAACUACCUACCAAUUUAGCGUACUGCCGGAUAAUACGUUCGUGUAUUUUGAUUAUAGGAGUCGUAAAAGCUCGACGAGGCAUCUUUGGGAAACAUGACGUCACUUCAACCUACGAUAGACUCUGAUGAAGAGACUGAGAGGGGAAAAGGAAUAAAUAACAUUUUUGUCACCCAAUCAGCAGACACCAGGGAGGUUACAGAAGAGGAUGGCAAUUGUCCUGUUGCAUCAGAGACAUCAAGAGCUGUUCUACAAGCAGGAGUGACCACUUUAAAAAAGAACAUGGUCAUAAGAAAAAAGGCAGAGCUGGAUGAAAUGGACGUGCAACUUGCACUUAAACGGCACGAGUUUAAACGUUGCAUGGGGGCGUUGGCUACCAGGAGAUCCGAGCUGGAAACAAAACAGCAACAGACACAAGAGAGGAUGGAGAAAUUUGAAAAGUUUGUUGGUGAAAAUGAAGUCAAGCGCUGCAAAGCUCUACAGAAGUGUGAAGCUACACGUGAGCAGAACUUUUUAAAACAAAGAGAGAUUGAAGAUUUGGCAGAACAACUUAAACAGCUAAGAACCAGGAAGCAAGUUUUAAAAGAGAAAAUGCAAAAGUACAAAAUCUAUGAGGACUAUUUAAUGAAAACUCUGAAUUUUCUUCCUAGAGUCCACCAUGAUGAUGGGUAUGAAUCCCUGGUCAUGCCCAUUAUACGGCGCCACAAGACUCUGUCCAUCACCCACCAAGAGCUUCAACAACGUUUGAGCCAAAUGGACACAGAAGCAGAGGAAAAAAAGCAAAAGCUGCAGCAGAUGAAAGAGGAGCACAGGACUCAAAAAUUGAUGGCCAACAAGGAACUGUCUGAACUGCAGAGUGAGUUAGUGACUCUUGAAGAGAAGAAUAAGCAGACAGAGGCUAACUUGAUGAUUAAGGAAGGAGUUGUCAAAGAGAAAGUUGAAGAGGGUGCAAGGUUGCUUAUGGCCAUCGACAACCUGGCACAGCAGUGUUACCUUCCAACAUAUGGACUGCUAGAAAGCAUGAAUGUAUUGUUCAAGAUGGACAUGAUAAAGGAGUACAUUCUGGACAAGGCAGACACAGAGAGGCGAGUGAAGAAGUUAAGGGACUCAGGCACGACGCUGAGGAGUGGAGCAUCUACAGCAGACAAGGGAUCAUUUAGAAGUAUUGAGAAUAAAUCUAAAAUGAAAAAUGCAAGUACAGUCAGUCAAAAAAGCGCUGCAUAAAUGAUGCUAUCUCAGGGCAGGCUUAGUUUUUAAACAUUAUUUUUAUAUGCAUUUCCUGCUAAUGUAUUUACUGUGACAAAUACACAGCAUUUAAAAAAUUAUUGCAUCCUUUACACAUGAAAUAAAAAUAUGUAAUUUCUCAUAAUAUAUUUAAACUUUUAACAUCAAGACACUAAAAAAGUUGGUCAACUGUGUUUUUGUUUUUAACCCAACACAAAUUUUAAUGUAAGAGAAAGUGGCCUAAUAUGAAUCCUAAAUGGCUGGUGCUAUGUGACUGAGAGUUAACCCAUAAAGUCUAAUGUAAAGGCAGAUUCACAUUUGUGAGGGAGGUUUUAUUUUGUUUUGUAAGCACAGUAAAUGUUGGACAACGGAAACAAAUGGAUAUUGCUGUUAAAAAACACAUUUCAGUGUAAUUUUUUUUUCCGUUUGUACCAUCUCUCCUCAUCUACUGCUGUCUUUGUGUUACACAUCCCUCAAAUUACUGUAUAUUCUUUUAAAGUUUGGCUGCUUAAUGCAUCGGAAGCAUGGGGUAACAGUAAAUACAAAGUAUUAUUUAGGCAUUUUCCAAUAUUUGUUUUACAGAUAAAAUUCAUUUAUGUUAAUGUAAUUAUUAUGGUUUGAGAAUAUUUUGCAUGGACAAUAAAUUUAAAGACCCA